GAGUCUGCCUUGGAGUUCCAGACCCGGCGUGCAACGGGUUCAUGGUACAAGACGGUCAUGAAAACCCUGAACCUGAUCCACGACCCCCGGGCGUUGCGACGGUUUGGCACGACAAUCUCUCCAUCAGCACCCGUCGUGACGGAUGAUGAUCCAAGGGCUGCAACGCAGUGGUUCUGCUCGGAGCGGCGCAAACUGGAUGAUUUCUGGUCUCUGUUGACCGAAAUUGCGUCGGCCAGAGUAUGGUCUCAGAUCCAAUUUGCUACCUGUGUACCCAACACCCUCGUGGCUGCCUUGCAUGCAAACAGUGCUGUCGCCAACGAGUCGCUGCAGGAACAGCGCCGCACUUGGGCAGCGGUGCUGCACACCGAGAAGCUCCUCGCCAACCAGAAGCUUGAGCCAGGGAUUCACGAAAGCCUCUUGAAUCUCAUGAACGACAUGGCGUGGAACCGUUUGCAGGUGGCACGGGAAACGUUCUUGGUUUGCCAGCGCGGCGGUUGGACAUGCCAGUCCGCUGAGAUCAGGGAGCAGGCAACUUUGAUCUUCAGCGGACCUGCAAACACCAAAUACGACCUCGAGGACUUGUUUGCCCACUUGGCAAAAGUGGGCCGAUCGUCCAACCUACCGACUGCCAUGAACAAGUGGACGAGAUACUUCUAUUGCUCGAGCUUGGACCGUGGCACUCAGUGGCCCCGUCUCAGAACGACACUGCAGGAUCACGAGGAAAUGAAUGCCACCCCUGAGCUUGAACGCCAAAUGACGACAAGACCGGGGAAGGUUUUCCGCAGUGUGGAUGCGACGAAGCUCGACCCUGAGACUCGCAAGGGAAUAGUCCAAAUGAAAUUGGAGACUUCCCGCAAAGCCGGAACCCUGGCAAACCAAAGAUCCGCUGCAGCAACUGCCUGGCUGUCGGCGUACGGCAUGGGCGGCGCGCAGCAGCUCGACAGCGUGCAGAUGGCCUGGACAGGCGUGUUCUUCACCAAGGGCGCGAUUUUCGUCAACGAUCAGGCAAGCAUUGCCUGUCUGUCGAUGUUCUUCACCCUCGGCGACAGCCCUGCACAACUGCCGACCUGGAUGAUCAAUGAUCGCAUCGAGGGCUCUCCGUGGAAGAGGUGCCCAGUGGAAGUGAUGCACCCGCUGCAGGUGCCAAUCGACCUCCGACGUCACGCAGUGGUCCUCGGCCAAUGCGGUGACUUGUCCGAGCUGGUCCCAGCCGCUGUGAGGGGCGGCGUCUACUUGACUGUGGAUCAGCUGGUUGCCUUGCAUGGCCAUUACGGCUUCGACCUGCCCGACGUGGGCUGCGGCCACGGAGUCAACGGCAAUUUGAUCAAGAAGGACUACGCUGAAGGGUUGGUUCGCCACCUCUUCAGCGCGGAGGGAACUCCGCAGAUGGUGGAUGCAAUCAUGGGCCGGAAGGAGUCCAGUCUUGGAACCGCAUCCAGGCACACGAAUGAUCUUCUGAAGGCGUUCAAGUCUUUAGAUCCCGAAGACCAGCCCGAUUUCGAGAAGCUGGCAGAUGUGGCCCUGGACGAGAAGAGACGUGCGGAGCUUCGUCUCCAGCGAGCAGAUGUGUCUGUUCCGCAUGGUGCGCCUAGGCACGAGACGCCGAAGGUUCUGACAACGCUUCUUCCAGAGGGAGAUGGUUUCGUGUGCCAGGUGAACCGGCAUCCCACGCUGCGGAGGAAUCGCGCAAUCGCGCUCCAUGGCCUGGAGUGGCCCGCGGUCGCCGGCGGAGGAGCAUGA
Messenger RNA from Symbiodinium sp. CCMP2456, 1740 nucleotides. Lineage: Eukaryota; Dinophyceae; Suessiales; Symbiodiniaceae. The record is from the annotation of a GenBank genome assembly.